AUGAAUCCGGCAAACUUCCCCAAUGUUGGCGGGGCCAUGAAUGGCGGAGUUAAGCCGCAUGGCCAAAUGCAACUUCCGGCCAAGCCUGAGAAUAAUCAAAUAAUCCUCCAGCAAGUCGCACAGGCGCUGCAGGCACAGGGCCAAUAUUCCGGAUGGCGAGCGGAAGUUCCCAUCAGAGAGCGAGCACUCAAGGUGUACCAAAUGAUUACCUCACUGCGUCUAAUACAACCUCGUAUAGACAUGCAGAAUGCUGCGCAUGCUGCCUUGACCUUCGAACAGAAGGCAUUCAAAGAAGCUGGUCAGAAGGCCGACUACGAAAGGGAAUGCAAUGAGAAGCUCCUUCAUAUUCGCGAUACUCGUGCCAGACAAGCAGCCGUUAUGCAAGGUGGGAUGAUGCCCCAAGGGCCAGCCAUGGGGAUGCCUGGAGUGGGGCAGCCGCCAUUCAACCCUCAAAUGAAUCGCCCCGUGCAAGCAUCGCCUUUGCCCGGACAACAGCAAAUGUCGAUGGGCAUGGGUGACCUGAACCAACAAGCUGCAAUGCAACACCGCCAGCAAGCGCAGCAGCAACAUCAGAACCUAUUACAGCAACAGCGCCCGCAACAAAAGCCUGCAAAUGGCGCAGCGCUUUCGGACGAUUUAAACACCCUUUCAGCGUCAGAGUACGAGCAAGUGUGUCGCAUAGCGAGUCAGAUCAUUUCGAAGACCUCGCCAGAGGAUCUCGAGAAAAUUAAGAUGAACCUGCAGAACAUGACGCCCGAGCAGCGGGGGUAUUUGCAACGGAAAAACAUGGACCCGAUCACCUACUUCUUCCGUUCCCAGGCACUCAAUCAGUUGAAGAGAUAUAAGAAGAAUCGGAGUGAUAUUCGCCCUCCAGGUGCUGGGGUUGAUCCCAACGGUGCCAUGAUGGGCGACCCCAUGAUGAACACACAGCGGCAUAUGUUCCAGAAUAUGAUGAACGCACAACGCAACUCCUUCUCGGUAGGCGGGCAGCAGGGCUUGGAUCCGUCGUCGUUCAUCGGAAAUGUUGAGAACAUCCAGGGGCAACAGGCGGAUGGGUUGCGCUCUCAGGAGGCGGGCCAACUUGUGGUGCCCGCGAGCUCCUCGCAGAUGAACCAGCAACCCUUCACGACACCGCAGAAUAUGUUCCAGGUCGGACAGCAGCUUGGUCAGGGCGCGCAGGGAAAUAUGAACGGCUCCGGAAUAAGCCCGCAGUUUCUAGCCCAGCAGCAUGUGCAGAAUGCACAGACUAUGCCGCAGGAUAGGUCUCAACAAGCAUCUCAAUUCCAGGCGCAGCCACAGGCGCAAUCUCAGUCGGCACAAGACCAAGCACGGGUACAAGCAGCCGCCAAAGUACAAUUCGCCAUGUCACAAAACCAACCUGGCGCGCGUAUGCAGCAUCAAAUGUCCCAACAAAGCCCGGCUAUGCCCAUGUUGAAUCGGCCAAUGGCUCCCGGUCAGAUUUCUCCGCCACAAGGAACAGCGCAAGUCCGGCCUCCAUCGCGACCCCAGGGCAUGGGACAACAGCCUGGUAACGUUCAGAUGAACGGACAGCCGUCUAUGCAAAGACCACAGAUACCACCUAACCUCCCCCCGCAAGUUCAGGAGCAACUCAAUGCAUUGAGCAAUGAACAGUUAAGCGUGUUUCUCAUGAACCAUCAACGGCGUGCGCUGGCGAACAACCAGGCCCUGGCUAGGGCAAACGCCUCGCAGCAGUCUAUGCCCAUGCAGCAGAAUCUAUCGCAGUCUAAUCAAGGCCAGCAGAUGGUCAAUGGCCAAAUGAUAAACGGCCAGAUGCAGAAUGGGCAGAACCUACGAGCGUCUCUGAAUCUGCAACAACAGCUUGCGGGAAUGGGUGGUGCCCAAGCGCCUAAUCAGAUGCUGCCAGGUCAGAUGUCCGUCCAACAGCGACAGCAACAGCAGCAACAGCAGCGCCAGCAGGAUCUCUAUAAGCUCCAGCUUCUUCGUGCGCAUAGCGGCGGUAUGGAGAUGUCUCCCGAACAGGUCAAAGAGAUGGAUCGAUUGCAUUUCCCUCCCGCGAUAUUGAACAACAAUCCGAACAUCUCCUCGGCUGUUCCGAAGAAUAUCAAGACCUGGGGUCAGCUGAAGCAUUUGGCGGCCACAAACCCGCAACUCCUGGGAGGCGCCGACAUCACGAAGCUGUUGGCGUUGCAGAAACUCCAUCUCGCACAGAUUCUUGCCCAGUCAAAAGAGAAUGCUCGCAACCCCGAACAGGGCGGACAAGGACCUUGGAUGCCGACGCCGUUCCAGGGGCAGCCGCAGCCAUUGAUGAACCCACAGCUCCAAGCUGGCCAGCAGCAGAUGCCAAUGAAUAUGCCGGUCAUGCGUCCCAUCUCCGCGCAAGAUAUUCAAUUGGCCCGCCAGCGCUUAGGCAGUCAGGUACAGAAUUUGAGCGAUGAUCAACUCCGCGAGUUGCUUCAUAGAAACCGACAGAAGCAAAUACAGGUGGCCCAGGGCCGUGCAGCCCAGGCCCUUGCCGCCCAGCAAGCACAACAACAAUCUCUAUCGGCACCGCAGCCACCGGUUACUGUGCCGCCCUCGAUGCCUCAAGCUAAAUCGGAGCCGCAGCCCUCCCAACAAACGGCGCAACAGUCCCAGCAAAGUUCGACGACAAAGGCUCAGGCACAGCCUGUACCGCCUGGCAAGAAUGCGAAAGGGCCUGUCGCAAAGCAGGCGCAGAAAAGAAAGUUGCCACAUGAUGAGUCUACAGAACCUCAAUCCACCCCCUCGCAGAAACCCGCACCUCCUGCACCUGCUCAGGUGGGAGCAACCCCUACACAAGCACAGGCGAAUAUGCUUCUCACUCGCGAGCAGUUGGCUGCCAUGACGCCCCAGCAACGCGUACAGUUCGAGGCACAAUUGCGCAGGCAACAACUCCAAAGCCGGGGCCCCGUCAGCAGACCGACUUCAGAUGAGCAAUGGAACAACAUGCCAGAAAAAUUAAAGCAGUUGUACAACGAAAUUGCCAGAAACACUCCUCCAGGGGAGCCUGCACCCAUUACGCCAGAGCAAAAGGCAACCAUGACGCAGCAGCUGCGGGAUAUCGUUGGAUACCUAAGUAGAAUGGAUACUCUUAUCCAAUUUAUGGCUAAAGUUCCCGGACAAGAGAAGAAUGUGCACAGCUUACUUUCAAUGCGGGUCUACUUAAUGAGGCAAUUCAAAGCAGGGCCUGAUUGGACUCUCAAUGACCAAUACACAAUAUCGCCACAAUAUCUGUCGAUGUAUACCUCUUCUAUCAAGAAGCUAUUCCAUACAAUGCUUGCGCGUCUCAGCCAACAGAUGCCAGGCCCGCGGCUCAGCGUCUCUCAGGGGGCACCUGCGCAACAGGCCAGCCAACCCAACAUGCCCGCCCUGAACGCAAGCAAUCUCCAGCAGUUGCAACAGCAGGAGGAAGCACUUCAGCGGGCCCGCCGAGCCUCCAGCCAAACUGUUUCGGGCGCUGCUGCCAUCCCACAAGCGCCGUUCGGAGCGCCUUCUCCUCAAGGUGUUCCCCAUGCAUACGGUCCGGGUAGUAUUCCCCCGGAACAGCUGAAACUGCCUCCCCCGAAGAAACGGAAGCAGUCUCAAACUGGUGCCACACCCGUUUCUGUCACGCCAACUUCCAAGGCGCAGGCAGGAAAACCGGCCGAUGCACGGGCGAACGGAGCAGCCUUGGGUGGAGCCUUCAAGUGUAGUGUCCCCGAGUGCCAGCAUCACUACCAAGGGUUUGCGGCACAAAACGCCCUGGACAAACACAUCGCAGAGGCCCACCAGGCUGAAGAGCCGAUUGAGAACCCGCUGGAGUUCGCCCUGGAAAGCUUCCGCAACUGCCUUGUGAAGGACGAAGAUAAGAGUGGGGUUCAAGACAUGAAGAGCAUCCCGCUCGUGAAUGGCAAGGCCGCUGCAACCUCGUCACCUUCGAAGCACGAGGUUAAACUCGAAGCGGCCACUCCAGUGCCCGCAAGUGCGACUCCGAUGGGGCGAGCUACCAGCCAAGUAGGGCCAAAGCCUAGUUCGCCAGCAUCGAAUCAACAAUUGACGCCUCGCACGUCCACGACCAAAACGGCAGUGCCGUCUCCCCUCAAGCCAACCGCCGGCAAAGACGGCAAGAAGGAGCCGGCUAAAUUGGCCGAGCCAGGACCCUCCGUGGACGCGGCUCCUCAAGACCCGUGGGCAAACAGCGCAAUUUCCCUCGACGCGAUACAGGAUACCUUUAUGGAGUUUGCCGAUGACGGCGGCCUUGGAUUCGGUGCCAUGGACGAAUUCCUUAACCCUGAGAUGUUUACCAACACGCAAGCGAAAGACACGCCGGAUUCCGUUGAGACCGGCCUCGUGACCCAAACCCCCAAGGAUACUGAGCUUCCCAAGACGGAUGAUCUCAGUGGUAAGAACGAAGGGAGUGAGGGCAGCUGGCUUCCAGCGGAUUGGGUUGCCUUCCCAGGCCGGCUGGAAGAUGGGAUUAUGAUGACGGAUCCGUGGGAGGAAUUUGAUUGGGAUCUGGUCGAGCGCAAAGACGGGGCGAUCAACGUUGACGAUAGCGGCAUCGCGAUCUGCGCGAUAUAGGAAGGUACCAUGUGAUGAGAAGCGUUUUAUGAUUUGAGCCGGCGAAAGGCGUGCGGAUUACCAUGUCAAUUGGCAUGGACCACGAAUGAUUACUGUACAUUAAGCCGAGGAGGACUUGUCAUUUCUAGUGCUUGACAUGUUGUGUGUUUCUUUCUUCUUUUUUCACCCUUUUCACUGGUCGGUAUUCUUCUGGCGCGGCGUUGGAUGGAGCGAGCGAUAAAAAAAGAGGGUUUAUUUGCUGAGUCGCCCUGGGAGCAAGGCUCUCUCGGGGGUGGUUUGAAGAGUGAGAACUGCCACGGCCUGAAGAAGAAUAGGGCUGAGGGUAACUGGAUGUAUCCCAUGGCUGGUCUGAAGCACCAUCUAGUCUAGCUUUAAUUACACCAAUAUUCCAUCUG
Molecule: messenger RNA, 4955 nt
Organism: Aspergillus welwitschiae
Lineage: Eukaryota; Fungi; Ascomycota; Eurotiomycetes; Eurotiales; Aspergillaceae
Exons: 4
Coding region: 1-4560 (1519 amino acids)
Biological process (GO): regulation of transcription by RNA polymerase II
Cellular component (GO): mediator complex
Molecular function (GO): transcription coregulator activity
Source: RefSeq, a predicted model, not a curated record